AUGCUAUCAAACAGUUUGUUUACGCUGUUAAGACUUUCGAGUCGUAAGAAGAUAAAUCUUCUUGAUAAUUUUAAUUUCAAUUUGAAAACAAAACGGAAUUUUAAAUCUAUUAAUCUUUUUAGAAAAUUUACGUUCAACAUUGAUCUCGAAGAAACAAUAAAAACAGGAAAAUUGGUUCCGAAAAUUGAAUUAAAUUCAAUUGGUGUGUCCAGUUUAUUAGGCGAACGAUCGUUUAACGAAGAUCGAGUAAUCGCUGUUCAACUAUGUCCGCACCUACUGAUGUUUGGAAUAUUCGACGGUCACGGUGGCCCACAAGCAGUAGAUUUUGUUGCAACAAAAAUUAAACCUGCUAUUGACGAACAUUUGGCAAGUAGUCAAGAUUUGCCACAAAUUUUAAAAAAAGUAUUUCUUCACCUAAAUGAUUCAUUUAUCAAACAAGAAAUCACAAAGCUAAAUAUACAUAACCCUCAGUUCAGUGGCACAACUGCAACUGUGUGCUUGAUCAGGAAUGGGUAUGAUUUAUGUGUUGCUCAUGUAGGUGAUACUAGAGCCACGUUAUGUCGAUCUAACAGAGCAAUACGACUCACACAAGAUCACAAACCAGACUUGCGAAGAGAAAUGGAUAGAAUUAUCAAAUGCAACGGUUCUUUUUCAUGGUCGAGUUUUGGAAAAUCUCGGGUGAACGGACGACUUGAAAUGACAAGAAGCAUCGGUGAUCAAGAUCUCAAACCCUUCGGGGUAACCGCCGAACCCGACGUUGUUGUUAUGAAGAUCAGACACAGUACGGACUCGUUUCUCUUGUUGACAACCGAUGGUACCCACAGCAAACUGAACUCUGUUGAAAUUGUUCAAACCGUUUUAAACGCUGAAAGUACAGACGAAGCUGCUCAUCACCUAUCUGAUCUGGCUCUUUUUUACGGCUCUAAAGAUAACUGCACUUCAAUGGUCAUUCCUUUGGGUGCAUGGGGCAAGCACCACUUCGAUAACCGAAUUGGUUAUUUUCAAGGCUCGUCAAUAUUUCCAAGGUUCUGA
This is a messenger RNA of Helobdella robusta, 1032 nucleotides long. RefSeq lists its product as hypothetical. The record is from RefSeq and is a predicted model, not a curated record. The transcript is spliced from 4 exons. Gene Ontology annotation, molecular function: cation binding; protein serine/threonine phosphatase activity. Gene Ontology annotation, biological process: protein dephosphorylation. Lineage: Eukaryota; Metazoa; Annelida; Clitellata; Rhynchobdellida; Glossiphoniidae. Bases 1 to 1032 code for a protein of 343 amino acids.